Molecule: messenger RNA, 248 nt
Organism: Ambispora gerdemannii
Lineage: Eukaryota; Fungi; Glomeromycota; Glomeromycetes; Archaeosporales; Ambisporaceae
Source: the annotation of a GenBank genome assembly
UUACAUUCUUUGUCGCUUCGUUUUCUAUCGGCCUUGGCCCUAUUCCAUUUUCAAUUAUCCCGGAAUUGGCAUUAACACAUAGUAUCAGCGCAACCGCAUCUGCUGCAAUGGGUCUAAACUGGUUUUGUAACUUUGUGGUGGCUUUCGCAUUCCCGGUGUUCGCAGAAACAUUGAAAAGUUGGACUUUUCUUGUUUUUGCAAUAAUUACAGGUGUUGGCUUUGCAUUGACAUUUAUCUUUGUGCCAGAG